Solea solea (common sole) is the source of this 4489-nucleotide messenger RNA. RefSeq names its product kinesin family member 4 (gene kif4). The record is from RefSeq and is a predicted model, not a curated record. Gene Ontology annotation, biological process: microtubule-based movement; mitotic spindle organization. The coding region runs from base 214 to 3957 and encodes 1247 amino acids. NCBI's taxonomy places the organism in Eukaryota, Metazoa, Chordata, Actinopteri, Pleuronectiformes, Soleidae. The transcript has 31 exons. Gene Ontology annotation, molecular function: ATP binding; microtubule binding; microtubule motor activity.
UGGAUGUUUGAAAGUGGCGGGCAGUGACAACACUCAUUUUACAGAGGUCGGCCUGGGCCAUAUUCAUUUGGAAAAGGACAAAUGUUAACAAGAACAAACAGUCGAAAGUAAACGUUUUAUUAAGGCUGGUAAGACACUCACCGUCAUCGAGAGCAGCAGCUUUCGUGGCACUGGAGGAAACGUGGAGAGGUAACGUUAAAAUAUUUUUAAACCAUGUCACAUGAGGACGCUAAGGUGAUCCCAGUGCGGGUUGCUUUGAGAUGUCGGCCUUUGGUACCCAAAGAAAUCAAUGAAGGAUGUCAGUGCUGUCUCACGUUCGUGCCCGGGCAGCCACAGGUGAUUGUUGGCACAGAGAAGGCUUUCACCUAUGAUUAUGUGUUUGAUCCCGCUGCUGAACAAGAGGAGGUCUACAGCACCGCAGUGUCCCCCUUACUGUAUGGCCUUUUCAAAGGCUACCAUGCUACAGUUCUUGCAUAUGGACAAACUGGAUCAGGAAAGACCUUUUCCAUGGGAGGAACAUACACAUCAGCACAGGAGAAUGAUCAGUUAGUUGGGGUUAUUCCACGAGUCAUCAGGAAAAUCUUUGAGGAAAGGGAGAAAAGGACGGACUGUGAAUUUCAUCUGGCAGUAUCCUAUCUGGAGAUCUAUAAUGAAGACAUAUUGGACUUGCUGUCUUCGUCUAAAGAUAAACCUACCCUCAGCAUACGGGAAGACCCCAAAGAUGGCAUCAAGAUUGUUGGAUUGACUGAGAGGCAGGUGUUCUCUGCCCAUGAGAUGGUGGGAUGUCUUGAGCUGGGAAACUCUGCUCGCACUGUGGGCUCAACAGCAAUGAACGCCGCUUCUUCGCGCUCACAUGCUAUCUUCACCAUCACACUGGAGCAACGCAGAGGGACAGACAAAGCUGACUCAGUUGUUUCAAAGUUGCACCUUGUGGAUUUAGCUGGGUCAGAGAGACAAAAGAAAACCAAAGCAGAGGGAGAUCGUUUGAAAGAAGGCAUCAGCAUCAACCGCGGCCUUUUGUCUUUGGGUAAUGUGAUCAGUGCGCUGGGGGAUGAAAGCAAGAAAAACGUCUUUGUUCCUUACAGAGACUCCAAGCUCACCCGACUGCUGCAAGACUCCCUUGGAGGCAACAGCCACACUCUGAUGAUUGCAUGCAUCAGUCCUGCAGACUCAAAUAUGGAGGAGACGAUCAAUACUCUGCGAUAUGCUGACAGAGCUCGCAAGAUUAAAAACAAACCUGUUGUCAAUGUUGACCCCAGAGUUGCAGAAAUGAACCGUUUAAAACAGCAGGUUCAAGAACUGCAAGUGAUGCUGCUGCAUGCUCGUGGAGGAGUUGCCCCAGUGCUUUCCGGGCCAGAGUCAACGGAGAAGGUUACCAAGCUGCUGGAAAGAAACCGCGCUCUGCAGGAUGAGAACAAUAAGCUGAGCAGAGAGCUGAGUGAGGCCGCUGGACAGACCGCUUUCAUGUUUGAGAAGAUCAUUAUUACGGAACAAGCAAAUGAGAAACUACAAAGCAAAAUGGAACAACUGCAGCAUCAUGCAGCAUGCACUGUCGAUCUUGAGACAUUGCUGGAGACUCUGGAAGAUCAGGAACUGAAGGAGAAUGUUGAAGUGAUGAGGAACCUACAAGAAGUCAUCAUAGAGCUCAAGACUGAAAGUGCAGGCAUCGCUGCCUCCAUCGACGCUAUGGCUGCAGGAGAAGAAGAGAUUUCUGGGGAUGGCAGUAAAAAUGCAGCGGACGAGUCUUCAUCAGACGCUCCUGCCAAUGUGAGUAAGGACUCCCCGGAGGCAUUUGCAACCCAUCAUGCACUGCGACAGGCUCAGCUCUCCAAGGAACUGAUUGAGCUGAAUAAAGUUUUGAGUUUGAAGGAGGCUUUUGUUAGGAAAAUGUGCCAGAACGACAGCCAGUUGGAGCCAAUGCAAACUGAACAUCAGAAAAACGUGCAUUCUUUACAGUCUUCAGUGGAUUCUCUGCAGAAGGAGAAACAGGAACUUGUUUUAGCACUUCAGUCUGCAAAGAAAGACACUAACCAGGCUAAGCUCAGUGAGCAGCGGAGAAAGAGGCUGCAGGAGCUUGAGUCUCAGCUCACAGACAUGAAGAAGAGGCUGUUCGAUCAGUCAAAACUGCUCAAACUCAAAGAAUCAUCUGUCCAGAAAGUCAGCAAGCUCACGCAGGAGAUACAUUCAAUGAAGACCCAGCGAACACAGCUGAUGAGGCAGAUGAGGGACGACUCUGAGAAAUUCAGACACUGGAAGAGCAUGAAGGAUAGGGAGGUGCUGCAGCUGAAGGAGAAGGAUCGUAAGCGCCAGUAUGACUUACUGAAACUUGAAAGGGAUUUCCAGAAACAGGCCAAUAUUUUGCGUCGCAAAACUGAAGAGGCUGCAGCUGCAAACAAACGGUUGAAAGAUGCCCUGCAGAAGAGAAGUGAGGUGGCAGAGAAACGUAAAGAUAUUCACAACAGAGGGAUAGAAUCGGCUGCUUCAAGAGUUAAGACGUGGCUUCUCAAUGAAGUGGAGGUGAUGGUGAGUACGGAGGAGGCACGGCGGCACCUCGGCGAUCUCCUGGACGACAGAAAGGUCUUGGCUCAGGAGAUCAACCACCUCAAACAGCAGCUAGAGGCUGGAGAGAGGCCUGCCUCCAAAAUCAGGCGUCGUACACUGAUCAUUUCUGAGCUGGAGAGCCAUGGGGCGCUGGAAACGCCUCUGACCAAACAGGUGGAGAACCUGGAGACAGAAAUGAGUCUCAGGAACGCCCAGAUUGCCGACCUGCAGCAGAAACUUCUUGUUGCAGACAGCGAGGGGCGUUUGAAACAGCGUUUAGACGGCAUCAACAGCAUAGUGGACGCCAAGUGUGCCCUUAAAGUCUUGAUAUCUGAGCUGGUCUCUGCUAAAACAGCCGGUGCCAAGCUGGAGAGUGAACUCAAGCAGGAAAAGGGAAACUCACAAGAUUUAAGGAAGAUGCUCGCUGAUGAGAGAAGUGUGAUGUCAACCAUGGACGUGGAGCAUCAGCAGCAGAUGGUGGAGCUAGAGCAGAGGCAUCAAGAGAAGGUGUGUUACCUCCUUAACCAGUUACAGAACAAGCCCAUAUGUAAUGAGCCGGACAACACGAAGCAGCAAGAGGAGGAUAGUUCAAAGGAGAAGGAGCUUCUCCAUCGCCUCAAAGUUCAGGAAGAAGAGCUUGAAAAACUGAGAGAAUUGAGUGAGCAGAACCAGGAACUGUUGGAGCAGAAUGAGCAGUACAAACAGAAACUCUCAUUGCUCCAGAUGGUGAGUGGGAACAAACUCUUGGUACCUUCAUCCAACAGUGAAAAGAGCCCAGAUGACUCCUUUGAAUAUGUUCCCCCAAAGCCUAAAGGGAAGCGCUUCACCACAGCUAAAGCGCCGCUGAACAUGGCCAUUAAAAUCGAAGACCUGAUAUCUCCCAGUGAGGAUGAGAACGAGCAGGAGGAGGAGGAGUGGCGUCCUGAGAAACCUGAGAAGGGACGUAGAGCCUCAAAGAAAUCCAAAGCUACUGGGUGUGCGUGUAAAGGUCGCUGCGGUAACAAGCAGUGCAGGUGUCGCAAAGGAAAGAUGACGUGUGGAGAGAACUGCCAGUGCGAUCACGAGAAAUGUCGAAAUAUGGAAAACCAGGCGCCCGCUGAGGACACGGAAAAUGUCUCCAGAGACUCCGUGGCACUUGAAAACACGACGCCCGAAAGCCCCGACAACACCACCUUCUUCAAGCCGCCAUCUUGUACUCCCACAAAGAAGGUGCUCAAAGAAAUCGGAGACAUGGGACAUGUCUCUGCAGACCUGAAGAUGGUCAGGAAGCCCCUCUUGGCUGAGGAAGAGGAGGAGGAGGACGACGACGACGAGGACAGAACAACAGUCAGCUUCCUCAAGAAGAAGAAACGAAUCUUGACGAGUUUCCAGAACAGUUUUUUCUCUGGAUGCACUCCCAUCAGAGAGGAAUCGUAGUGCAGACACUGUGGUGGAGCUUUUAACUUUAGUCUGUGUCUCUGUGUGUUCUGUCUAAAUGUUUUCAGCUUCUCUUUAACUGUUUUGUCAUGUGACUUGAAAGUAGACUGUAAAUCACCUUGUUUUUUUUCUUUUCCCCUGUAGAUGGUAACAAAAAGACUGUGAAUAGCAUUGGAUUGUUUUCUGGAGUUCAGAAUGAGAUGACCAGGCCUCCUAUGAAAGUUUUAGUUUUCAUCUAUUACAUAAAAAAUUAGAACUAAAAAAUACUUUGCUAAUCAUUUUUCCACUAAUCGACUGUCACAUUUUUAUACAAGCUCCAUUCAACACAUACUUGAAGGUGUUUUUCAAACUGUGCUUAUAGUGUUAGAGCUGAAUAAAGUCUUUUUAAAAAAACAAUGUUUUGUUUCCAAGUGCACUAGUGGUAUCAUUAAAUGAUUGAAAGUAAUGUAUUUCUUUUUCUUUAAUGUGUCUCUUGUAAAUCUCGCCGAACAUUCAGAAGAAUAAAAUAAAACAAAGCAAACUGGCUAAGUCA